CUUGCAAAUCUAAGAUCUCUUUUCAAUGACGCAGAGCUGAGCUGUGUUACUACCUAGGUACCACCAUGCGGCCAUCUGCCGGCAUGAUGAGCCCACCCUAUUCGGGGGACAUAUCGAACGCCCGCCCUUAGAGGACACAACCAAAGCCAAUCGUCCAAGACUCUACAUUGCGUUAGGAUUCUGCUAAUAUCCGCUUUCCAUGCUAAUGUAGGCUGCACGGCGCCUGUCUCGUGUGUUUGUUGAACAGGGUGAGCUAUACGCAAUCUCGAGUAAGCCGGCUGUGUCCCCAAGACGCACAUCUCAGCCUUCCUAGUCUUGUCAGCCAUGAACUCAUGGAUCUGACUUCUAUCUCCUUCCCGCGCACGACUGAUAUUCGGACUGACCGAGUGAACUCGGCUACUGCUCCGAAAGCAUACCAUGGCGGAUCCUCUCAGCAUCGCAGGUUCCGCAGUAGGCAUCACUGCAGCUGGGAUACAAGCCUCCGUAAAGCUGUACGCACUCGCCGAAAAGGUUGCGACGGCCAGCCAGCGAGUCACAAGUAUCGCGGACGACAUUAGCAGCACAUGCGCCAUUCUCAACCAAGUGCGCGAACUCAUCAUACCUCAGCCUGAUGCGCAAGGCACGCUGAAAUCGGUCUUCAACUCCGUCGCUCUCAACGACAUCUCGCAUGCUCUUCGCCGCUGCAGGUCUUCCUUUACGGAAAUCGAGAUUCUUCUGCGUCGCGCGUUCGAGCAAGUGGGGAAACGACCCGCCCUGCGCUCAAAGAUUGAGCUCUCUCGGUUCGAAAAGGCAAAAUGGCCGUUCUUGCAACCACAGUUCGACGAACUCCGCAACGAUUUGCGAGAUGCGAAAGGAAACCUUGUCUUGAUGAUUGCUGUGGCAAGUCUUGCUCUUGCACAGAGGGACGGACGACAACGACCGAUCCAUGAGACGGAGAGGCUAGAAUUUACGUCUACGAUUGUACAACUGCAACGAGCACGUCCCAUCUCAGCGCAUCACCGCGACACUUCUCAGGCCUCUCGAGAUGGUCUUCAAGGUCGAUCAAAUGCGGCAAUCGGGAGCUCAAACAUCGAAUUAGGCAACAUAAUGGGGUCAGGACCAAGUCGUAGCAUAUCCACGAGAAGCGUGCCCAAAAACGGGAGUGAGCACUCGGCGAAUGCGGACCCGCUCAUCCCAGAGCCAGUCGCUCUAUCUGUAUCAACUCACAGUGAUAGAACGAUUGGGCUCUCUCCUAAUCAGGGUACCUCAACCGUUGCAGACAAUUCUGGGCAGUCUGCCGAUGACAAUGUACCGAAAGAACGGACGGUAUCAGAUCAAUCGAGCCCACGUACACAGACAACAGAAAGCGCUACAAUUACACCGCCUCCCGAACGGAAGGAUCCAGUUCUAGCCCCGAAUGCGUCCACGUCAGAACUGAGCACCUCAUUCAAGACUAGAGCAUCAAUGAGCCACCCGCCGCCGCCACCGCCGCCGCCACCACCUCCUCCUAACUAUUCUCCUCCUAAUCGUCCUCCUCCUACGUAUCCCCUUUCUGGUAGUUUCCCUCCUCAUCAUCCUUAUGGCCCUCCACCCACAUCAUCAACAACUUGGCUGCCUCCUGUAUCUGCUACAAUUCAUCCAGUAAGACCCAGCUGCUACGCUGGAUGGACAACCAAGCAUCUCCAAGGCCUCACAGUGGGGCGUGGGCUCCCUUUAUCGUUGAAACCUAUUGAGUUACCCGACAAGUCUUUUCAGAAGCUCGUCAAAACAUACACCGAUGAGGGUCAUGAUGCACAUAUCGCGAUGUUGGAGCUUACCAUAGAGCAGCAAGCGCUGAUCAAAAUCACAUUCCCUCCUCGUCAUACUGUGGAGGUGGUUUAUGUUCGUGUGCAGCAUACUGCCACUGUUUCCAGUGUAUUUGGCAUGUUAAAUGUUGAGACGUUGAGAUGGAUCAUCGCCUCCAAGACGCCUUUCUUUCCACUCUCCGGUGGACCAGCACCGCCACCACCACCACCAGGUCAAUCUGCUCCUCCUAGGCCUCAGCAGCAACAAAUGCAGCCCCGGCAACGCAUGCCUCCGCUGAACCAGAUGCCGGUCCAGCAAAGCCCACUCUCUCAAUCUCUACUACAUAGCCAUGGUCGAGAGCCGACCAUCCUGCACCCCGACCACUUGCGGCACCUAAUAAUACGCCCUAGAGUACGCUCUGGAGUACGCCGAGACGCCCCCGACGAGUCUAGUGAUUCUGAGAGCUGGUCUGAUGGCAGUGGAAGAGACACUGAGCCGGAACCUUAUCAUAGAAGGGUAAAUUCUGCCUCGGCGAGCAUUCCAGCAACACGCCACCGGUACGACGAUGAAGAAGCCCCUUCACAGCCUGCGCAAGAGAACGAGGAGGACAUUGUGAACGAGCUGCUCGCUCGAUGGACGACCUCGUGAUCCAAACUCUUCCUUUCACUUUAUUCCAAAGCAGGAGAAAUACAUAUAAGCCAGGCGCCGACAUCAACUGCAAGUAACCCCAAACUCAUUGUUAUAAACACAUGUAGACAUUAAACCAUAUUUCAGAGUACUAUCGUUUUCUCUACUCCCACAUAUCAAUACACACUUUUCU
This is a messenger RNA of Alternaria rosae, 2584 nucleotides long. RefSeq lists its product as uncharacterized. Lineage: Eukaryota; Fungi; Ascomycota; Dothideomycetes; Pleosporales; Pleosporaceae. The record is from RefSeq and is a predicted model, not a curated record. The transcript has a single exon. The coding region runs from base 418 to 2412 and encodes 664 amino acids.